This is a messenger RNA of Panonychus citri (citrus red mite), 1839 nucleotides long. RefSeq names its product sodium-dependent glucose transporter 1-like. NCBI's taxonomy places the organism in Eukaryota, Metazoa, Arthropoda, Arachnida, Trombidiformes, Tetranychidae. The transcript has 4 exons. The record is from RefSeq and is a predicted model, not a curated record. The coding region runs from base 352 to 1701 and encodes 449 amino acids. Gene Ontology annotation, biological process: transmembrane transport.
AAUCUUGGAUGAAAUUUUUCUGAGUACAAACAUUAUCAGUAGAUUAUAUUAAGUGGUAGGUGAUAUUUUAUUAUGAUCUAAAUCAGAAGAAAACAUGUUAAUGUAAAAUAUUGUUAUUAGACUCAAAGUGUGAAUUCAGAUUGGUUUUAAUCGGUUUGUAUGUAAGAUAUGAAAAAAAUGGUUGAUCUUACAAAAUGGUUGUUAGUAAAUUAUCUUGGAAAGUUAUAAAAGUAAUUAUAAAGUUCCAUAUAAAAGAAGGGUGAAUAGUUUUUAUUUCUUUUCAUUGUGUUGAAUUCAUGGCAAUCAAACAGUUUUACUAUUCGAGGAUUUGAUUGAAUCGACAGGACGAAGAUGCAGUUAACUAAUUCAUCUGAUAGCCAUAGAGUAAAACUUAUAAAAACUUUGCUCUGUGUAAUAUCAUUUCUGGGUCUCGGUGGAUGUAACACUUUACUUGGGUCCUCUUUACUUGAUCUUCAGAUCAGAAUUAGUGAAUCUUUCGCCGUCACAUCGAACCUGGUUCCAGCGCGAUCCAUUGGGUAUCUUAUCGGAGGAAUUGCAUCUGGUUUAAUUGAUCGAUUCUUAGGACCAAAUAUGAUACUCUUUAUAUCCAAUUUUAUCGCUGGUGCAGCGAUUGCGAUCGCUCCUUGGUUCAAAUCUUUUUACUUUGUUUAUUCAUUCAUUUUACUCUCAGGAUUCGCUCAGGGUAUUUUCGACAUAGUUUGUAAUACUUACAUUCUUAGAAUCUGGAAGGACAGUAAAUCUCUAUCGAAUUAUGUUCAAGUUCUUCACGGGGCCUUUGGUGUCGGUGCUUUGAUAACUCCACUAAUUAGUCAACCAUUUUUACUUCCUCUAAAUGAUGAUGAUUCUAGUGAUGGUGUUACUAUUACAAAGACAGAUAACAUUACCAUUCAGGGAAAUUACACUCCGAAUGAUGUUAAAGUUCAGUGGGCAUUUCUCUCUAUCACAGCUUUGCAGUUUAUCUCAUCGGUUGGAUUCUUAAUAUUUCAUUUCAAAGAUAAAACAAAACAACAGACCAUCGAUACAAAUGAAGAGGAUAUUGAUGAUCAACCAAAGAAAUGGAAAAUCUAUGUUGGCGUUGGAUUAAUGGCACUUUUUGCUAAUACAACCUUCGGUAUCUCAGUUCUAGUUGGUUCAUUAGCUCCUGCAUACGUUGUAAAAUCUGAUUUACACAUGAGUAAAGCUACUGGAGCUUCAUUGGUAACAGUAUUUUGGGUGGUUAUAACCGCUUACAAAGUCUUUUUCGUUGUCAUAUCGAACUUCAUUGGAGACAAAUACUUGAUAUUAUUUAGCUAUUGUAGCGAAUUAGCAGCGAUAUUCGUUCUGAUUCCUCAUGCAGGUUAUAAUCGGUUAUGUAUAUGGAUUGGAUUGACUUUUGUGGGCAUUGGAUACGCUUCUCUAUUCACAGUCACGUUAAGUAAAUUACAAAAGUAUUUUAUUCUCACAAAUGCUUUAGCUUCAUUUAUUUUCAUCAAUGGAUCAAUUGGUGAAGCUAUUCAUCCAUGGAUAGCAUCUAAACUAAUGGAUACCAAGCCAGUUUCUUUCGUCUAUUACCUUGCUAUGGUCUCGUUCUUGAAUACUUCCAUAUGUAUAAUACUGCCAAUCAUAUGUGAUAAAAUAUUUGCAUCUGAAAAGAAACGCACUUACACCCGAACAUCAUCAAUACGAUCUUGGACAAGAUAAAAGCCUUAAAGCUUAACUAAUAAAGAUUUUUGUACAAUCAAGUUCGUAGAAUAAUAUUGUGCCAAUAUUGUAUUAUUUGCGUUUUGUACUUACUAUUAAUAAAAUUGAUCACUUAUCAAAUGCUAAAAAUUAUGUUUU